Emiliania huxleyi CCMP1516 is the source of this 786-nucleotide messenger RNA. RefSeq lists its product as hypothetical. Bases 1 to 786 code for a protein of 261 amino acids. The record is from RefSeq and is a predicted model, not a curated record. NCBI's taxonomy places the organism in Eukaryota, Haptophyta, Isochrysidales, Noelaerhabdaceae. The transcript has 8 exons.
AUGAUGACGAUCGUUAUGGCGGACGGCAUCUACAGCCAGCACGAUCUGCCCUUUGACGCCCUUGGCGACGUGGCGCAGAACGACGGCGCGGCGGGCCACCAGACGCGGCACAAGGAGGACGGCGCCAUCGUCCUGCGCGGCACGUUCGCGCCGUGGGUGGAGGCGAUGCGCGAAGGCGCCGAGGCGAACCUCUCCGACCCAGGCCCGCCGCUCUGUGGCCCGCUCUGCGACGAGCACGCCGCCGCCGCCGGCACCGGAGGACGCUUCCACGACGACCAGUUCCUCUGGCACCGCCACGCCAUCUUUGCAGACUUUGUGCUCCGCGCGGGCGCGGGCGCCAUCGCCGCACGUGCAAUGGGGUCGCGGACGGCGCAGUCAGAAGCUCGGCCAGUCGUUGGCGAGAGGCCGUCUCGUCACGGCUGCUGCAGCCCUGUGGACAGGCAAAAUGCGCUCGAGGCGCACAUCCUCUACGACCAGCUCUUCGUCAAGGAGCCGGGCACCGCGGCGCCGACCCCACGGCACAACGACACGCCCUACCGGCACAAGACCCGUCCUAGACCUGUCUGCUCGGUCUGGCUCGCCCUCGACGAAGUGGACUCGCGCAACGUGUACCACGGCGCAGAAGGCUACCCGCCCGUGCCGGACAUCGACGCGGGCGUCGCCAGCGGCCAGUACGAGCUGCUCGGCUGGGACAUGGCGGGGUUCGAUUGCGGCCUGGCGGCGGGAGAGCACAUCGGCUGCUCGCUGCACCCAGACGUGCUGCACCCCUCGGGCAAUCUCGAGUAA